Molecule: messenger RNA, 3156 nt
Organism: Syngnathoides biaculeatus (alligator pipefish)
Lineage: Eukaryota; Metazoa; Chordata; Actinopteri; Syngnathiformes; Syngnathidae
Gene: amd1
Product: adenosylmethionine decarboxylase 1
Exons: 9
Coding region: 211-1221 (336 amino acids)
Biological process (GO): spermine biosynthetic process; spermidine biosynthetic process
Cellular component (GO): cytosol
Molecular function (GO): adenosylmethionine decarboxylase activity
Source: RefSeq, a predicted model, not a curated record
GCGAGCAAAGCUGUACACAGUAUGGCCGGCGAUAUUAGCUAGCACUCGCUAACGGUAUUCUCUGUAAAAGGGAAGACGGUAACAGACGAAAAAUCGUUAUUUGGAUUGCUCAACGGACUGUCCAUUCAUAAAUUAUAAUCUGAUUGAGCACGGAUUAAGACAAAACGUUAUACCCGACGUUUAUUUUUGUUGUGGCGUGUCUGUUGUCUCAUGAUGGAAGAUAACGGUGCACAUUUCUUCGAGGGGACCGAGAAACUGUUAGAAUUGUGGUUCUCCCAGCACGAUGAGACCAAGGGAACCGGGGACCUGCGAACCAUCCCAAGGUUUGAGUGGGACAAACUUUUGGAGAAUGUGCACUGUUUGAUCAUCAGUGUGAGAAAGACCGACAAGCAGGAAGCUUAUAUACUCAGUGAGAGUAGCAUGUUUGUCUCUAAGAGACGUUUCAUUUUGAAAACAUGUGGAACCACCCUCUUACUGCAAGCACUGGUGCCUCUGCUGGAACUCGCCAGGGAGUAUUGUGGUUUUGAUUCCAUCGAGAAUUUCUUCUACUCCCGCAAGAAUUUUAUGAAGCCAACCCAUCAAGAGUUCCCUCAUCGAAACUUCCAAGAGGAAGUCGACUUUCUCAGCCAGAUUUUCCCAAAUGGUGCAGCCUACUGUAUGGGACGUUUGAACUCUGACUGCUGGUAUCUGUUUACUCUGGACUUGCCAGAGUACUGGGAGAACAAGUAUGCGGAUCAGACACUGGAAGUUCUGAUGAGUGACCUUGAUCCAGCCAUUAUGGACCAGUUCUAUAUGAAAGAUGGUGUUUCUGCAAGUGAUGUCACUCGUAUGAGUGGAAUUUGUGACCUGAUACCAGGUUCUGUGAUAGAUGCCACAAUGUUCAACCCAUGUGGAUACUCAAUGAAUGGAAUGAAGACUGACGGGACCUACUGGACCAUUCACAUCACCCCAGAGCCAGAUUUCUCCUACGUCAGCUUUGAAACAAACCUCUCCCAGACAUCGUAUGAUGACCUCGUCCGGAAGGUGGUGGAUGUGUUCAAACCAGGAAAAUUUGUGACAACUCUUUUUGUCAAUCAGCGCUCAAAAUGUCGCAGUGUUUUCUCUUCUACCCAAAAACUGGAUGGGUUCAAGCGUCUCGACCGCCAGCUGGCUCAAUUCAACGAUUACAAUUUUGUGUUCACAAGCUAUGCCAAGAACUGCCAGAAAAAUCAGAAGAGCUGAGGGUGGAAGAUGAAGAAGAGGCGUAAAAAAGGCGGCGCCUCGGGGUUCCCUCCUGCUGGAAACUUCUUGUCGUCCUCAUCCUCCCUUCCUUCUCCAAACCUCUUCUCCCGUCAUAAAUCCUCUGGCGCCGAGGGCGACAACCCCAGUUUUAAUGUUUUGAGUUGUUUGAACUCUUGUACCUGUAACUUAGACCUCUUGCAUGAAAGCUCCUUUCUCUGUUUCAAUAUACUAGCACACACUUGCUGUGAUCUUGAAGUGCAUGUAGAGGAAUUAGACUCACUCCGUUUGAGACCUUCCGCCUGUUCUCAGUCCAGAGGGCCCUUCCUACAUGUCUCCUCCCUCAUCCCACACAGACAGGGCUUCCGGCCACAUUAAGUUCACGCUCCCUGACCCCGGCAUGCUCAGAUCAGUCUUCCUUAAGUCAUUACCGUAUUGCACCCACAAUUUGCUUUAUUAUGCGAUAAGGAUCAUUCAUAAAGGAGUGCACUUAAGAAUUAUUUUUUGAACCCAUGGGAUCUAUGAAAGUGUAUGCUGGCCUUUUGUCUUUAUGAAUGUUGAAGUUGUGGAAAGUCUUUGUCCAUUAACACACUUUGUUUCCCCCCCUCUGGCUUCCGGUCAUAUUUCAUUGCCAUUCACAUGGAAAAGGAAUCUCGUCCAGGUUCUGUGAAGCACUCUGACACUAUCUUGUCCACUUUUAUCUUUGGAAUGCACAAGUCUGGGGUGGAACAAAAGAUGAAUGUAUGACUUCAGGGGUGUCUACCCCUCCCUGUACUCCCUACCCCACCCACUCUCAAGUUCCCAGUAGAUCUUCCCUUGCCAGCCAGACCCAUGAAUUGCCCCUGAAGUACAAGGGAGGUGAGCUAGCGUGGCAUAAUGAAUCAGAAACUUUCUGGUUGCCUAGCAAAGCAUUUUCCCCUUGACAAUAUCAUCCCCUCUGUCUCGUUCCGUCCCAUACAAAAAUGUUUAAGCGUACAAUCGAGGCCCACCAGUCUGAGCAUGCCAGGGCCAUCCCGGAUCAUUCCACAUCGAACCACUGCACCAUCUGCCAUUUUAUGUCAUUACAUCACUUUUUUUUUUUUUUUUUUGCUGUGAAUUGGGCUUCCCCACAGUUCUUUGUUUGGAUCAAUGCCCUUUUGUAGAACUUUGGGCUCAGAGAAGGUGGGGGAGGCUUAUCAUGCCGUGAUGCGUGUAAUUGCUGUAUUGCUAGGCUGUGUCGUUUAGCCUCCUCGUCUGUGUUUGGCCUCUUUUUUUGCCAGGUGAACCUUACUUCCCACCUAAGUUUUCCUUUACUUGAGCUCAGUGCACUUUGUCACGUAUUCAGCACCUGCCUCGGAGCCUUUUUGGAAUCGAGAAAGUCAAGAAUAUUUGGAUUUAGAGGAAAGCUUUGAGCGCCAAAGCGCGGUUUGGAUGGCUUACCUUCUAUUUUUUUGUCCAUCAUUGCCUGUUGGGGUGGUCUCAUUUCCUCGAGGGCCAAUAUCUGCUGUCCUUGACCAUCGCAGCCCCCCAAAUCCCCACAAGGUCCAACAUGCACACAAGCAUUGUUCAAUUCUCAGUUUUUAAGUAAAGUGGAUUGUUACAUUUUUGGUUGCCAAUAACUUUUUUUUUUUUUUUUUUGACUGAGGACCAAUUAUCUUUUACUUUCUACCAAUGUUUAUCACACAAGGGUGGAGCUAUUUUGGUUUUUAAAGUAACUGAUUCCACACUCUGCCACUUACAAUUACUAGCUCCCUAGGACAGACAUUGUGACUUUUCCAGUCAAAACUUCAAAAGGAAAGUUCUCAAAAAGCUUCUGGUUGUGGAAUGAGGGUGCUGUUACAUAAUGUGUCAGGAUGGAGAAACUUGUUCUAAUUCUCUUUUGCUCUGAAUGGUCAAAGUUAUGCUCAAAUAUCUGUGCUAUGAGCUUGAUGCUAAAAAUAAUAAAAAUAUUCAUCUGUG